This is a messenger RNA of Fusarium venenatum, 1623 nucleotides long. RefSeq names its product general substrate transporter. NCBI's taxonomy places the organism in Eukaryota, Fungi, Ascomycota, Sordariomycetes, Hypocreales, Nectriaceae. Gene Ontology annotation, cellular component: membrane. Gene Ontology annotation, biological process: carbohydrate transport; transmembrane transport. Gene Ontology annotation, molecular function: carbohydrate:proton symporter activity. The record is from RefSeq and is a predicted model, not a curated record.
AUGGAGAAACCAGAAUCCACCGCCCACAUCGAGCGAUCCAAUACCUCCAAAUCCCUCCACAUCUCCCCCAGCCAUACCCGCGGUCAUGCUAUCCAACAACAAGAACACAACAGAACCUAUUUGCAGACAUUCCGCAAAGAUCCAUGGCUUCUGCUAUGGAUCGGGGUCAUGCUCUGGACUUUGAUUGUCCGUGGUUUCGAGAAUCAGUCUUCAGGUUCAGUCAUUAGUAUUCCUGUCUUCAAGGAACGCUUCGGCAAGCCUGAUGAGAAGGGAGAUUACUUCAUCGAGACCAGCUGGCAGUCGGCCCUCAGUGGAGGUUCGAAUGCCGCUGCUAUCUUUGGUGCUUGGGCUUCAUCAUACUUUGCCGACAUUAUCGGCUUCAAACCAGUCGUUCUUGCUGCCGCUGCCAUCAACAUUGGUUCUGUUGGCGUCGAGUUUGCCUCUACCUCUAUCGAGAUGUUCUUCGCUGGAAAGAUGAUCAACUUUAUCGCUAUCGGAGCUUUCCAGAACCUCUGCACAGCCUACGUUGCUGACGUAUCACCAUUGGCUAUUCGCUCUACUACCAUUGGUUUCUGCAACCUUGCUCAAUGCAUCGGUCCCUUCAUCUCUGCCAUCUUGUCCAAUUUCAGCUCUCAGUGGGAUACCAACUGGUCCUGGCAAUCGUUGAUUGUUGCCCAGUGGGGUUUCGCAGCAGUCGCUCUAGUCGGUCAAAUUUUCAUGCCUGAAUCUCCAGUCUUUUUGGUCCGCAAAGGCAAGAUUGAGAAGGCCCGCAAAGCCCUUGGCCGAAUGUACUCCGACCCAGAAGACGCUUCUGGACAUUUGGAACGAAUCAAGUUGACUCUGGAAGAAGCAGAGUCUUCAAACCUUGGUUCUUACCUCGACUGUUUCAAGGGUACCAACCUUCGAAGAUCCCUUAUUGCCAUCAUGGUGUUUCUGUCAGAGCCAAUGUCUGGCUUGGGAUUUGUUUCCAAUUACGGUGCUUUGAUGUAUCAGUACCUCGGAAUUAGCGACUCGAAGUCCUUCCAGAUUCAGAUUGGCGCUCAGAUCCUUUCCAUGUCUGGCGCAACUAUCGCUUUCCUUGUAGGCGACUUUUACGGUCGUCGACCUAUGUACGUCACUGGAUGCAUCGCCCUUGCUUGCCUUCUUAUGUGCAUGGGUAUCUCUGGCUCAGUCGAUAACACAGCUGCUGUUACCGCAUCAGUUGGCUUUUACACCAUGUACAACUUCUUCUACAAUGUUGGUGUUGGUUCAACUGUAUACACAAUCGCUGGAGAGAUUCCUACUUCAGUCCUGCGAACCAAGACGAUUGCGAUUGCUAUUUGCAUUUCUUCAGCUAUCAACACAAUGUGGUCUUUUGUCGCGCCGUACAUCUUUAAUCCUGAGUAUGCCAACCUCAAAGCCAAGAUUGGUUUCAUUUUCGGCGGCUUUAUGAUCGUCUUUGCUGUUCUGGCGUUCCUAUUUGUUCCUGAGACCCGCAUGAGAAGUUAUGAGGAGUUGGAUGAGCUCUUUAUGGAUAAGAUCCCUGCUCGAAAGUUCCGCAAGCACGUUACCCUUGCUGAGCGUCGUGCUGAGGAGGCAUAUGCGAUUGAGAAUGGUGCAGAGGGGAAGCUUCGAGAUGCCUAA